AUGAUCGGACUACGGUCAUCGACGCGUGUCGCGAAGCGCGCUUUUGCUUCAAUUGCUGCGCAUCCAAUUCAGCUUCCGCAAGCUGGUCCCUUGUUUUCCCUACCCCAACAUCAAAUCGUCGACGAAGAGAAGUGGCCCGGGUACAAAGAAAACGCUAAACACUUCUACCCUGCACGUCCAGGGGAGAUUCUCGGCAACCAAUUCCAGCUGUUGACAAAGUUGGGCUGGGGAGUAGGAUCAACAGUAUGGCUGGCACGGAAUAUGAGAGCAGAGGGAGAUCAAGAGGAAACUGUGACAUUGAAGAUUCUGAACAACGGCAGUCGGAGCAAGAAUGAACGUCAGCGGGCUCUCGAGGAGCAAAUUACGCAGCAAAAUUUGUCGCAUCGGGGCUGGUACUCUAUACGACCUUGCUACGGGCACUUUGAAAUUCCAAGCUCGGAACAGGAUCCGCAUUUAUGUCUGAUCUAUGAGCCUCAACGCGAAACCAUGCUUCGCUUCCAGGAUCACUUUACAGGCAGGAAGAUUCCUCUCCCGAUCGCUAAGGCAUAUAUCACUUGCCUUCUUUUAGGUGUGGAGUAUUUGCAUGCCGAAUGCAGGGUUAUUCAUACCGAUUUGAAGCUGGAAAAUAUCAUGAUGACUUUCGAGAAUGAGGAAGUUCUUCCUAGAUUCAUCAAGAGAGCCGUCAUUGAUACGCCUAUGUCAUACAAGAAUGAUCCAACAACUGGCCGCAUCCUUUACCGCUGUCACAACAAUUUUGGCAGCCUAUACCCUGAUGAUGCCCAGAAUAUCAUGCCCAAGAUCACUGAUUUUGGAGCUGCUAAAAUGCUUCCCGAAUGUCACCCAGACGACAAAUCAAAGAUCGGAGAGGUAUUACUCGACCCUAUCCAACCAAACUACUACCGCUCGCCCGAAGUCAUCCUAGGGUAUGGCUGGAAUUACAGUACGGAUAUUUGGAACUUUGGUGUUCUGCUGUGGAAUAUCAUUGAAGGCGCAGAGCUAUUCACCCAAGUUGAACAUCCCAACAGCGACUACAAUUCCGCAUCACAUCUAGCCGAGAUGAUAGCCUUACUUGGUCCACCGCCAAAGGAAGUAAUCGAAAGGUCGAACUAUUUCUCGCAGCAUGAUUUUGACUAUCCCAUUUCCCUCGAGCCGGGAAGAUCUUGCAAAAAUAUCCGAGAGCUUUUUUGCGGUCCUCACUUUGACGAAGAAGGCGAGUUUCUCCAUAAGCAACUGGUACCAAACCGGAAGUUGGAAGACACAGUCCCAUCACUCAAAGGCGAGGAAAAGGAGCUGUUCUUGUCAUUUGCUAGGGAUAUGCUCACUUGGGUUCCGGCAGAGAGGAAAAGCGCCCGUGAGCUCAUAGAACACCCAUUCCUCAGUUUUGGAGGACGUGACCACCGACACUAUAUUUGA
Messenger RNA from Penicillium canescens, 1413 nucleotides. RefSeq lists its product as uncharacterized. Gene Ontology annotation, molecular function: protein kinase activity; ATP binding. The coding region runs from base 1 to 1413 and encodes 470 amino acids. The record is from RefSeq and is a predicted model, not a curated record. Lineage: Eukaryota; Fungi; Ascomycota; Eurotiomycetes; Eurotiales; Aspergillaceae. Gene Ontology annotation, biological process: protein phosphorylation. The transcript has 5 exons.